Molecule: messenger RNA, 1276 nt
Organism: Fukomys damarensis (Damara mole-rat)
Lineage: Eukaryota; Metazoa; Chordata; Mammalia; Rodentia; Bathyergidae
Gene: Apobec1
Product: apolipoprotein B mRNA editing enzyme catalytic subunit 1
Exons: 6
Coding region: 348-1019 (223 amino acids)
Biological process (GO): cytidine to uridine editing
Cellular component (GO): cytoplasm; nucleus
Molecular function (GO): cytidine deaminase activity; RNA binding
Source: RefSeq, a predicted model, not a curated record
UGAGGAGGAAGCCGAGCUCCAGAGACCUCGGAGGGGGGCCGAGGUGCUGGGUCACAGCCCCUCCCGUGUCCACAAGGACAGGAAAGUGAAACCUUCCUCAUUUCAGAUGCGGCCAGGGAAGGCCCCGGAAACUUAGUGUCCUGGCAUCUGCUUGGACGGACGUCCUUGGCAUCAGUCUUUCUUGUCGCCAGAGGUGCCCCCCACUUCCGCAGCCCCUGAAUCCACGCCCUGUGUCUGACUCACACAGCGUCCCGCGGGUGGCAGAGGCUCAGCUGAACAGGAGAGGUCGGGGUGCACGGCUGGCAGCACCAGAGAGCAGGGAUCGAAGAGGAGGCAGUGUGAGCGGCAUGACUUCCCUGCAAGGUCCUUCGGCGGGAGACCCGACUCUGAGUCCCCGGCAGCUGCGGAGAGAGACCUGCCUGCUGUCCGAGGUGCGGUGGGGCGCAAGCCCCAGGGCCUGGCGCGAGUGCUGCCUGAACGCGGCCCGGCACGCAGAGGCCAGCUUCCUGCACAGGCUCACGUUGGGGGGACGUCUGCAAGGCCCGGCCCGCUGCACCAUCACCUGGUUCCUGUCCUGGAGCCCCUGCCGGGAGUGCGCCAGGGCCACCGGGCAGUUCUUGAGGCAGCACCCGAACGUGAGUCUGGUCGUGUACGUCGCGCGGCUCUUCUGGCACGUGGACGAGCAGAACCGGCAAGGACUCAGGGACCUGGUGGCCGCGGGCGCGCGCGUGCAGGUCAUGAGCGACCCAGAGUUCUGCCACUGCUGGAGGAACUUCGUGAACUACCCUCCCGGGCAGGAGGCGCGCUGGCCCCGGUUCCCACCCGUGUGGACCAUGCUGUACACGCUCGAGCUCUGCUGCGUCCUGCUAAAUCUUCCACCCUGUUUAAAGAUUUCAAGAAGAUGUCACAAUCAGCUUGCAUUUUUCCAACUUAAUCUUCAAAAUUGCCAUUACCGAGCGAUCCCACCCGCUGUCCUUUUCGCUGUGGGGCUGAUACACCCUUUUGUGGCGUGGGCCUGAGCAGGUCCCAGAGUGGCGUUGGCGCCUCCUCGGGAGUGAGAGCCCUCUCCAAUCCAGGAUCCGGCGGGGGGAGUGGGCUGGAGGCAGGAGUUGUCCGGCAGGUGCCGGGCUCUGGGUUCAAACCCCAGAAAUGAACAAAAAAGAAAAAAGAGGAGUCUAGAAAAUUUCACAAACAGCGAUAUCACACAUUAUUGUGUGUUCUUUUCUCUGUCUCAAAUUACUCCACAACUUUGCACUUUCAAACAAUACAUAUUUAU